Molecule: messenger RNA, 1339 nt
Organism: Gymnogyps californianus (California condor)
Lineage: Eukaryota; Metazoa; Chordata; Aves; Accipitriformes; Cathartidae
Exons: 4
Coding region: 145-1299 (384 amino acids)
Cellular component (GO): nucleus
Source: RefSeq, a predicted model, not a curated record
CCCCCCCCGCACACCCCCUUCCCCUUCGCACGCCCGUCCCGGCACAGGUGCUCUCGAGCCGGGGCGAGGGGAUGAGGUGCCCCCCUGCCGCGUGGUGUGCCGAAGCGGCUCUUUAGAUCCUCCCCGGCCCAAGCCUCCCCUGCCAUGGAUGCCUCGGGGGCUCUUGCUUCGGCUCCCUCCUCCGCGGCUCCCUCGGGCUCCCGCAGCCCCAUGUUCCCCCCAGGAGCUGACAGAGAGGAGUGGGGACCGAGGUUCAAUUGUGCCCCUUCCACCUCUGCCGCAGCCUCGCAGGCGAUGCCAGCGUCUGGCCGGAAGAGGAAGGCCAACUUCUCCAAUGACGAGACUGAGACGCUGGUCUGGAAUGUGGUCCGGCAUUUCAGCGCCCUGUAUGGGUCUGAAGCCCUGCGGGCUCACCCCGUGCGGCGGAAGCAGCUCUGGACCCAAAUCCAAAGCCGCGUCAACUUCCUGGGCUACACCGAACGCUCCAUCGACGACCUCAAGCACAAGUGGCGCGACCUGCGGCUGGACGUCAAGAAGAAGAUCACCUCCAAGAAGCACCUGCCCAUGAACCGCGCCGGCGGGCCGCUCCACAAGCCGCGCCUCACGCCCCUGGAGAAGAUGGUGGCUUCCACCUUCCUGCAGGCCAGCCACGACUCGGAGCCCGAAAUCAUCUUGGACCCAGAUCUGUUCUUCCCCGGCGCGACCAAACAGUCCUUCAUGCACCUGCAGCCCGGCGUCAGCCACCCCAGCAUCUACAUCGAUACCAACGGGCAGCCCUCGUCCCUGCCGGACGUGGAGGGCUCCGCCGUGCCCCGGCUGGCGGUGCAGAGCCCCGACCCCUCCGUCAUCUGCGAGUACAGCCGCGGGGAAGGACAGAGCAGCUCGGCCGAGUCGGGACCGGAGCUGCGGACUCCAGACGUGUCAGCCAUUUCCCCGUCCUUGCGAAACGAGUCCCUCGUCUCCUACGCCUCCCUGUCGGAGGAAGAGGAACGGGAAGGCCGGGAGGUGGAGAGGGGCCACGGCGGGGCCGUGGGGAUGCAGCCCGGGCCCGAGGCCCCCAUGUCUGCGGAGGAAGACAUGAAACUGUCCCGCCAGGCCAUGCUGAUCCGCAGGUGCAGCUCCCAGGGCUCCGUCACCUCCCUGCCUGAGGACCCUCUCAACCCCGUGGACGCUCACUCGGACUGGGGCCACGAGGGGGUGUCCGACCUGCCCCCCUGGGCCGCGGCCUCGACUCCUCGCACCCCGAGGAGCACGCGGGGGGCCCGGGCCCGGAGAUGGGCGCUUUGCCCAGGGUACUGAUGGGGCCUACCUGGGAGAAGCCGACGGCGGAGGAGGAGCC